UUCACCCAACUCAUUCACCACCCCAACCCCGAGCUCGGGCUCUUCUCCCAAGCCUUCUUAUGGAACAACACAUUCUGGAGACCAGGAGCACCCAUCGUGCUAUUCCUCGCAGGAGAGACUUCCAUCGAUCAUUAUGGCAUAUUUUCCCGCCCCGAAUUUUCCACCGUGGGCGUCAUUGCCCAACACCUCGGUGCGGCAACGAUUGUUCUCGAGCAUCGCUAUUUCGGCUCCAGCCUUCCCUUUCGAAACUUUACAAAGGCACAUUUGCAGUAUUUGACGGUGGAUAAUGCGCUCAAGGAUGUGGUGCGGUUUGCGGAAAAUUUUGUUGCGCCGUGGACGGAUCGUCCUACUACUGCACAGGAUGUGCCGUGGAUUUUGAUCGGCGGCAGCUACUCAGCAGCACAGACAGGCUGGAUCGCAAACAUCAUGCCCGGCACUUUCUGGGCAUAUCUCUCAUCCUCACCAAUUCUGCAAGCAAUCCCCUCAUACUGGGCCUACUUUUUACCUCUAAUAGAGCAUGGUGAUCAGAACUGUCUAAAAUUAUUAAGCAACAUCACCCAAUUCAUCGACGAUAUAAUCGAAUCCGGGGACGAAGAGAGUCUCCAGACCAUCAAGAAACUCUUCGGACUGGCCGAGAUGAAGACGUCCGAUUUUCUAUACAAUCUCAGCUUUCACUGGAGUGACUGGGGUAAAACAUACCAAAAAUUAUUCCCCGUAUACAAUUCAAAACAUAAUUUCAACAAUCAAUCCCUCGCACCCCGAGCAGACUGGUCUCUCCAAUCCGAGCAAACCCUUCGAGCUCUCCAGACAUAUGCCGCAAAUUUUCGAAAACAUUUAGCUCCCUGGUUAUGUAUCGACGGAACUUGCUUAGACGACACAUAUGCGCAACUGCGCGAGCCACUUGGAGUCGGAGAGAUGUACGAAUGGCUGCUCUGUAAUGAUAUGAUGGGUGGAUUUGUAACUGGCACGCCGCCCUCGGCUCCCUUUUCUAUCGUCAGUCGUUUUCUGACCUAUGACUACUUCUCUACGAGAUGCGCCAUUGUAAAUUCUACCACCUCAGAAUCAUCAUCACCAUCACCCUCAUCCGGCCACCACACCGCCUCCUCCUUCAACAACUACACAGGCGGCUGGACCCCCACGCGUGCACGCCGCAUCAUCUACACAGCAGGCGAAAUGGACGUGUGGCGAGAAAUUUCGGUAUCGGCAAAACUUCGCCCUGGAGGGCCGCUGCAGAGUGAUUUCGAAAGGGAUGUUGUGGUACAUUUGGUUCAGAAGGGUUGGCAUCAUAGUGAAUUGUAUACGAGGAAUACGGAGUUGGAUGAGGAUGUGAGGUGGGUGAGGGAUCGGGAGGUGGAGAAGAUUUGUGCGUGGGUGAGGCAGUGG
This is a messenger RNA of Sphaerulina musiva SO2202, 1383 nucleotides long. RefSeq lists its product as uncharacterized. NCBI's taxonomy places the organism in Eukaryota, Fungi, Ascomycota, Dothideomycetes, Mycosphaerellales, Mycosphaerellaceae. The annotation marks the transcript as partial. Gene Ontology annotation, molecular function: dipeptidyl-peptidase activity; serine-type exopeptidase activity. Gene Ontology annotation, biological process: proteolysis. The transcript is spliced from 3 exons. The record is from RefSeq and is a predicted model, not a curated record.